AUGACAGGUACAAUUGGUGCUCCAUCGAUGGAUAUACAUAUAUCAAAAGAACUUGGUCUCAAUCCAAAUGUAAAACGUUUAAAUGUUGAAUCAAUGGGAUGUUUAACUGGUUUUCGUUUAACUGGUUUAUGUCGAGAUAUAUCACUUGAAUCAGAAAAUAAUGUUGUAUUAUUAAUUGUUUGUGAUAUUCGAUCAGCAUUAGGAAAUCAAUUAACACCAUUUAUUCCUAUGGAAUCAAUUGAUAAAUCAAAUGUUAUUAUUUCUGCUCUCUUUCGUGAUGCAUGUGGUGCAGCUAUUUUUUCACAAAAAACUUCAAAUACAAUUUGUAAUGUAAUUGAUCAUCGUUGUGCAAUUAUUGAUAAUACAUUAGAAUUAGGUCGUUUAAAAGAAUUUAACGAUUCAAGUAUUCAUUUAUAUUUGGAUAAACAAUUACCAUAUGCUGUUUUUGAUUAUUUACCAAAUCUUGUAAAUAGUUUACUCAAAGAAUAUGAUAUAGAUAUAAAAAUAUGUCAAUUUGCAGUUCAUACAGGUGGACCAAAAAUAAUUCGUGGAAUUGAAAAAUGUUUAAAUCUUGAUGAAGAACAAUUAUGUGCAUCGUGGUAUGUUAUGAUUAACUAUGGAAAUCUUAGUGGAAGUAGCAAUCUUGUUGUUCUUGAACAUUUUUGUCGUUGGAAAUAUUCAUCAAUUAAACCUACUUGUAAAAAUAUUAUUUUUCCAAAAGAUUUUAAUCAAUAUAAAUAUAUAGUUGGUCUUUCGUUUGGACCUGGUAUUGCUGUUGAAUGUGUUUUGUUUCAAUUAUAA
This is a messenger RNA of Adineta steineri, 801 nucleotides long. The record is from the annotation of a GenBank genome assembly. NCBI's taxonomy places the organism in Eukaryota, Metazoa, Rotifera, Eurotatoria, Adinetida, Adinetidae.